GUGAAAAAGACAUUGCUACUAGAAAUUCACCCAAGUCUUAAAUUUCUGACUAUAUUACCAUACAGAAUUUGAAAGCCGUCUUCGAAAAUUCUCAGGUUCUAAAUUUCAUACGAAAUUUAUCUAAUUCGCCCACAAAAAAGGCAGCAUCUAUACUAAAGCAACUAAAAAUUUUCAUCCCGCUCUCCCAUUCACCACUCAUACCAAAAGCACGGACCAGGGAAAAAAUACCCGGAUGUCUAUGCUGGUUUGGGAUUAAAAGAUUUAGAUAAUUACAGAAGGGAAAAUUAAAAGAAGUAAAAUGGCACCUAAGUUAUCGGAAGAUGAGAUUGAUGAUCUCAUUUACUUAGCCCGCACCGGCGACGAUGUAGAGCUCACGGGGAUGGUUCAGGAGCUUGCUGAUCGGGAGGGUGCUACACGGGCCGAGAUCAUAGCAGCGGCUAGGGAUGACGGCAAGGCGACCUGCUUGCAUAUGGCGGCAGCAAAUGGUCAUGCGAAAACUGUCACUUUGAUACUCUCACACUUCCCUGCUCCUUCUAAAUCAUCCAAGGAAGCAGAAGCAGCACCUCCGUCAUCUUCAGACGAAGUAUCACCAUCUACAAGCACGGAAACGGAGGUACCUUACAUCAACUUACAGAACUCGUUCGGAAACACAGCCCUGCAUUGGGCAUGUUUAGGGGGUCAUCUUGACGUCGUUAAACUUCUCCUAUCGCGAGGGGCUUCGCCUACUGCGGCUAACGACAAGGACCAGAUUCCGUUGGACUUGGCGGCCUUCAAUAGCCAUAUGCACGUUGUUGAUUACUUUCUCUCUCAGAGUAAGGACCUCGAAGGCGAUAAUGCUAAGGAAGGCGGACUAGAGAAGGGCACACAAGACGUGCAGAUGGCGGAUGAUGAUGGUGCAGCGGAGGAUGGAAAAGCAGGGGGCUCAGCAGAUGGUAGAUAGGCUCUGACUGGGACUAUAAAGUCUGAAUUACAUCAAAAGAGUUAAAUAUCGUCAAAUCCAAUACGAAGUCUCUUUAAGGGGCAUACGUGCUCCAUAUUUAGCGGAUAGACAUCAGUGUCCGCAGACAGAGUUUAUCCCUUUAGAGACCCUAUCUUCUGUUAGAUGUAUAAGAGGCUCGUGAUGGUUCCUGGGGGCCUUGUUCGAAAAUGUCUCCCCGACUUGCGUGGUGUUUGCGACUGUUCUCAGGUAAUUCUUGGAGCUCUACCCCUGAUAAAACAUAUUGCUUCUGACUGGGUAAGUCCUACGAAUCAUGAAUUCCCGACGCUAAAUCUGUUGACGUGAUAUACCAUCAAUGCUGCGCAACCAAAUGGAAAGUAUAACACUGCUUUUAACUUUCUACCCUUAGAACAGUUGUAAG
Messenger RNA from Daldinia vernicosa, 1358 nucleotides. RefSeq names its product ankyrin. Gene Ontology annotation, cellular component: ciliary inversin compartment. Gene Ontology annotation, biological process: protein localization to ciliary inversin compartment. The annotation marks the transcript as partial. Lineage: Eukaryota; Fungi; Ascomycota; Sordariomycetes; Xylariales; Hypoxylaceae. Gene Ontology annotation, molecular function: protein binding. The record is from RefSeq and is a predicted model, not a curated record. The transcript is spliced from 2 exons.